This is a messenger RNA of Saccharomycopsis crataegensis, 1098 nucleotides long. RefSeq names its product NAD(P)-dependent alcohol dehydrogenase. Gene Ontology annotation, molecular function: zinc ion binding; alcohol dehydrogenase (NADP+) activity. The transcript has a single exon. The record is from RefSeq and is a predicted model, not a curated record. Bases 1 to 1098 code for a protein of 365 amino acids. Gene Ontology annotation, biological process: alcohol metabolic process. Lineage: Eukaryota; Fungi; Ascomycota; Saccharomycetes; Ascoideales; Saccharomycopsidaceae.
AUGGUUUACCCAAAAACAUUUCAAGGCUUCGCCAUCACCGAUCUCAGCAAAUGGACAGAAACCGAAUUGAUCGAGUACGAACCAAAGGUCUUCGAUGAUUACGAUGUCGAUAUUAAGAUCGAUGCCUGUGGGAUCUGUGGUUCUGACGUCCACACCGCGUCUUCUGGCUGGAACACCCCAGCUUUACCAUUGGUGGUCGGUCAUGAGGUUGUUGGGAAGGUGGUUGCUGUUGGUCCAAAAGUCACCGAAUUCAAAGUCGGUGAUCGUGUGGGUUGUGGGGCCCAAGUGUGGGCAUGUCUUAAGAAGACUUGUCCUGCUUGUUCCACUGAUAAUGAAGUUUAUUGUCCACAUUGGGUCGACACAUACAAUUGUACUUAUCCUCCAGAAUCAGGAAAGAGUGCUGGUGGGAAGGCGAUGGGUGGGUACGCGUCGCACAUUAGAGUCCAUGAGUACUUCACAUUCCACAUCCCAGAGUCUUUGAAGAACGAAGACGUUGCCCCAAUGUUAUGUGCUGGGAUCACCACUUACAGUCCAUUGGUGAGAAACGGUGCUGGUCCAGGAGUCAAGGUAGGAUGUGUGUCAAUUGGAGGGUUAGGUCAUUUUGCCAUUAUGUGGGCCAAAGCUCUCGGGGCUGAAGUUUACGUGUUUAGUCGUGGGGAAAAGAAGAGGGAAGACGCUUUCAAGUUGGGGGCUGAUCACUACAUUGCCACUGGGGAAAAAGGUUGGAACGAGCCGAUCAAAAUGAAAUUGGAUUUCAUUGUGUCGUCGGCCAACUCAUCCGAGGGGUUUGAUUUGGGAUCGUACUUGUCAUGUUUGAAAGUUGGCGGUAAGUUUAUUUCUGUUGGUUUGCCAGAAAAGCCAUUCAACGUUGGUCCAGGCUCGUUCAUUGCCAACGCCUCUUCUUUAUCAUCAUCCCAUUUGGGUAGUAGACCAGAAAUGAAGGAAAUGUUGAAAUUGGCUGCGGAAAAGGGGAUCAAGGCGUGGAAUGAGCCAAUUGCCAUUUCUGCAGCUGGGGUGAAGGAAGGGUUGGAAAAGUGCCACCACAACAACGUCAAGUACAGAGUGGUGUUAAACGAAUUUGACAAAGCUUUUGAUUAA